Molecule: messenger RNA, 2850 nt
Organism: Plasmodium berghei ANKA
Lineage: Eukaryota; Apicomplexa; Aconoidasida; Haemosporida; Plasmodiidae
Product: CSC1-like protein, putative
Exons: 6
Coding region: 1-2850 (949 amino acids)
Cellular component (GO): plasma membrane
Molecular function (GO): calcium-activated cation channel activity
Source: RefSeq, a predicted model, not a curated record
AUGAAAAAUGAGACAGAAGAUUUUUUAAUAGCUUUUUUGUUUGAUAUAGUAUUUUUUGCUAUUUGUGUUUGUAUAUGGUUAUAUUUACGAAAGAAAAGAGAUGAAAGUAAAAUAAGUGACAAUAUAUACAUAUUAAAUAAUCAAACUCAAGGAAAUAUAAAAUUAGAAAAAGGUUUGGGAAAUGAUGGAAAUAAAAAAGAAAAGAUAUCAGAAAAAAAAAGACGAGAAAAUAAAUUUCGAACGUUUUUAAAUAUAAAAGAUGAUAAAAUUGUUAAUACAGAAAUAAAAUAUUAUUUAUUUUUUUUAAAAGCAAAUAGAAAUAUUAUAUUUUCUUUGUGUAUAUUAGGGAUAUUUUUAGUAUUGCCAUUAUAUUUAUCUUUACCACGAAAUAAUUUAAACAAUCCUUCUUUUUUUAAUUAUAUAAGUGCUGGAAAAAUAUCUGAUAUUAAUGUAUUGACAAUUUUAUUUUUUAUUACAAUAAUAUAUAGUGCAAUUUCUUAUACAUUUAUAUAUUUGUUAUGGAGAAAAAUCAGACCAAAUAAAAAAAAAACAAAAAAAUUUUUACCUCAAAAUUUUACUAUUAUGGUUUCCCAUAUCGAUAAAAAUGAAAUAAAUGCUUAUAAAAUAUAUAAAUAUUUUUGUAAUUUAACAAAUAAUAAAGUUGUUUCUGCAUAUCUUAUAUUAGAUUAUUCAAUUGUUUAUCAUGAACAAAAAAAAAUAUUUAACGCAACUAAAAAUUUAAAGCUUCUUAAAGAAAAUGAAGAAAAAAAAAGCAUUAAAAAAGACAGAUCAAGAACUUUUUUUAGAAGUUUUUUAAGUAAAAAUAAGAAAACAACAGAUUCUAUGUUAUCUAUAUGUGAUAAAAAUGAAGUAGAGGUAUAUAAUAAUGUUAAUGAUAAAUCGAAAUCUGUUAAUAUUGAUGGAAAAAAAAAGUGUGAGAAUUGUAAAGAUGAUAUGUUAAAAGUGUAUGGAAAUAAAAUAUAUUUAAGAAAUAAAUAUUAUAGUGAAACUCCAAAUGAGGAAGGAUAUAAUGUGGAACAUAAUGAAAUGACAAGUAAUAAUAAUAAUAAUAAAUGCGAAAAUUAUAUUGGGGUUAAUACAGAAAGUAACGACAUAUUACAAUAUAUAGAUCAUAUUAAAGGAACUGAUGAUAUUGAUAAUAAUGAAACGUUAUAUAGUUCACAUAAAAAAAAAAAAAAAAAUAUAACUCCAAAUAAUAGUAGUAAUAACUAUGAUGAAAAUAGUAAUUAUGAUAGUGAAAAUAAAAGAGGCAAUUGUAAUGGUGAAAAUGAAAUGUAUUCAAAAGAAUCAAGUGAUGAAGAUGAUUAUGAUGAAAUAGAAGACAAUAAAAUGAAUAAUACAAAUAUAGCAGAUAAAAAUUAUCCAUAUAAACUUCAUAUCGAAAAAAAUUUAAUUAAUAAUAAUAAUGAAAUGAUAUUUUAUGGGGUAGGGUCAUUUUCAAAUAAAGAAAAAAAUAAAUUUUCUAUUAAAUUAAAAAAAAAUAAAGAUAAAUACAAUUUUGAAUCUAAAAAGAAUAUAUUUAAUAAAUUACAUUUUUUUAAAAAAAGUAAAAAAAGUCAUUGGAAAAAAAAAUUAAAAGAACAUUUAAUAAAAUUUUAUCAUGUUCAAAAUGAAACCCCUAAAAAAUCAACGGGUGUAUGCUUUGUUUCAUUUAUUGAUACAAAAUCAGUUCAUGAUUGUAUUCAUAAUAUUCCUUUUACUGAAAGGAAUAAAUGGGUUAUAUCAAAUGCUCCUCCUAAUUAUGAUAUUAUUUGGAAAAAUCUUAAAAAUCAUAGUUAUAAGAUAUGUGCACGUUUUAUUAUAUUAAAUGCUUUAUUAGUGUUGGCUAACACCAUUAUUAUUUUAACAGUUACAUCAAUUGAUAAUAUUAUAAAAUUAUUGAUUAAAAAAUAUAGGGAUGAAUAUCCUAAUUCAGGAAGUAUUAGUGCUAUUUUAACAACUUGGCUAUCUCCCUUUAUUGUUAUCUUUGUGAAUAGUAUUAUUCAACCAGCUUUAAUUACUGGAGUGUCAAUGGCAAUUGGAUUUAUACGAAAAUCAAGCGAGCACACAUAUGUGUUGCAAGGAAAUUUUAUUUUCUUAAUUUUAAAUACAAUUCUUAUUCCAUUGCUUUCUUUAUCUCCGCUUAGCUCAAUAAUUAAGGUUAUGUAUUCCGAUGAAAUAGGACAAUGGUCGACGCGUUUAGGGGCUUAUUUAUUUAAUUCUAGUGGUUUUUUUGCUAUGAGAUAUUUACUUCAUUGCUGUUUUUUGACAUGUGCAAAUCAGUUAUUGCAAAUUCCCCAGUUUUCAAUUAGGUCAAUUGUUAAAACUGUAACAAAAAAAGAAAUAAACACAUGGACCUUUGAUUUUGGCUAUUGGUAUGGAUUUAACACAACCAUUUUAGCUUUGAUCUUAACCUUUAGCGUUGCUGUUCCCUUCAUUCUACCCUUAGGGUCGUUAUAUUUUUUUCUGCGAUAUUACAUAGAUAAGUAUAACUUGAUUUAUGAAGUAUGUCGAACAAAUUUGGAUAGUCAUGGAGCUAUAAUAAGAACAGCGAUUAAAUUCAUGCUCUUUUCAGUUGCCUUUUUUCAACUUGUUAUGUUCACCUUUUUUUCAAGAGUGCAGAAUAAGUUUAUUUCAGUUGGUCGAAAUAUUCUUUUUUUAUCAUCAUCCCUUACGACCCUAUUACUUUUAUGCAGAUCUACCGAAUGGGUUAGUACAAAUCAUAUUAAAAAAAAAAAAGGGAAAAGGACUUUUUGUUAUUUAUGUGAGAAAAAUGUUUAUGUAAGUAACUUGAAGGAUUUAAACAAAUUAAAAUAUGCAUAUGCUAAUCCAUACGAAACAAAACGAUAA